AUGUCGCAGAACAGCGAGGAUUACGAAGUCCCCGAGGAGGGAGAAAGAAUUAACCAGAAGACCGGACACAACGACACCAAGGUCGGACGGCACGAAUAUCGCGCUUCCAUGAAGAGCUUGCACCAUGCGAACGUGAAAGAUGGUCGCGGUGAACUGGGCCGGGUCCGGGUCUUUGGUGAUAAGACAGAGAGGGAGCUGUUGAUGCGGGUUGCGUCGCGGACGGUUCGUGAAGGAGACUACCCCGAUCGCAAGAUCAUCCUCCGCGACCUGGAGUGGUUGGAGGAUCCCGCUUCUUUGGAGCGCCAUACGGGACGGUUGCUGGAGAACGGAAAAGUUGAAAGGGCGGCGGAGAUGGUGCGUGAGGCGCAGAGGAGGCAGAUGCGGUGUGUUGUUUCGUGGAAUCGGAUCAUUGAGUUCUGCGCCAAGCUGGGGCAUAUGAAGCCUGCUUUGCGGUUUUUUAAUGACAUGAAGAAACGCGGCGGAAAACCGAAUGCCCAGACCAUCACGAUCAUCCUCUCCGGAAUGAAGAUUUCGCCUCCAGUUCAGGGCAUAAAUUUGAUGCAGAUCGCGGAGGGGUUGGUCAAGUCGCUCUCUGCACCGAACUCGGAGGUUGCGCCGAAUCUUUACCAUAUGAAUGCUUUGCUGUCCGUUUGCCAAUCCCAUGGUACGCUGGAGGAUUUGUGGCGGAUUGCUGGUGACCUUCCUGAGGAGGGACCGCUCUCACCUGAUGCUUCUACUUACUCGACUAUUGUUCUCGCGCUCCGUGAAUUUGCUCAACGUGAUAUUCAGACCAUGACAAACAUCGAGGAAAUUACCGCUCGGAAGAAUCAAAUGGUCAAGGAAGCCAAACGUAUCUGGUCGGAUGUGCUCCAUCGGUGGACCCAUGAUGAGCUGAAAGUCGACAACAGACUUGUGCAAGCCUUUGCCUCGGUGUUUUUGGAGGGUGCUGCGGAUCAUGACUACUAUGAUGUGCUUGCUCUUUACAACCAGACCAUGGGGCUCCCCAUAAAAGCCCCUCAGCCUGCAGAGCGUACCAAGGUCUCGCCUUGGAUGAAGGGUCAAAUGAAGCGAGCCAUUGACGCGCAAAAGGCGGCCGGAGCGGCCAACGAAGAGGACGUCCCUUUUGUUGAUGAGCAAAACCAGGCUCUACAACUGGGCAGAGAUGGACACCCUCGACAGGAAACCCACUACACAGAGAAAGUGGCGGAGGAAGGGGAAGAGGGAGAAGAAGAAGAAGAAGAGGAGAAUUUCGACUCUUUAUUCGACCCCAUCACCAAGUACGAGGGCCUGGAGCUUCUUCGCCCUGACAGCAAAGAUCUCUCUAUGAUACUGCAUGCAUGUCAUUCACUUACCCAAGGAAUGGGAGCCGGAGUUGGCUAUUGGGAAACAUUGACGUCGGGCCCAGAGCCCCUUGUGACUCCAAACAAGUUUGCUAUCAUCCAAUACCUGCGUCUCCUUCGACUUUCUCGAUCGAGCAAGAAGUCUGUCCAGGUCCUCAAGGAUCACAGGGAAAUUCUCAAGGACGAGAGUGGGUCUGCAUUCCGCAUUGCAUUGUCCUGUUGCGUCCGUGACAAGAAGAAUUGGUCGGCAUUCAUGCAUGCCAACGAGAUAAUGCAGUUGUUGGGAGACACCAUGGUGCUUCCAGACCAGCGGGCCAUUGAGGCUUAUAUUGGCUUUAUUAACGAUCUUUCCCAGCAGCCAGGUCUCCUUAUCCACACCAAGGGUCUAGGCGUUACUUUCAAUAAGGAUAAAUUGCAUUCAAACAUGCAGACACUUGGCAAAAAGCUAGUUACUCAUUUACAACUUCGCGCCCUCGACACUCUGCGUCCUCACGUCCGACGUCUUGACGAUGCUUUCACCAACGGAAAGCCCAAGCCUAUAAGUCGUUGGUCUGACCGAGAGGCACCUGAAUGGGUUGCCGGUGACAAGGUUGUGAAGAAUAUGGCCCGUGUUCGCCUUCUGGUUGGCGAUGUUCUAAAGGUCGAAAAUGCGAUCUUUGUUUCCAAGAAGGAGCGUGAGAUGCUUGAGUCAGACUCCGCCCUGCUAGGCCGCUAUUCUGAUAAGGAACUCCGCCAUACUUCGAGACGGAAGAUUUAUCCUACCAAGGAGCAACGAGAGCGGUUCGAGAACAAAGCAAGCACCGUGACGAGUGAGGAUACUCGCGACGUGAAAAAGACCGAGACACAGGAGAAGCUAGAGGAGAGGCCCAAGGAGAGCAAGCAGGCUGAAAUUUCUGACGAGAGCCAGCCAGCCAAACCAGAAGAACCAAACGCCUCGGAGGCAACCUCAAAGUCUGCGGCCAAGUCUGAGGCGUAA
Penicillium chermesinum is the source of this 2316-nucleotide messenger RNA. RefSeq names its product pentatricopeptide repeat-containing protein. NCBI's taxonomy places the organism in Eukaryota, Fungi, Ascomycota, Eurotiomycetes, Eurotiales, Aspergillaceae. The transcript has 2 exons. Gene Ontology annotation, molecular function: protein binding. The record is from RefSeq and is a predicted model, not a curated record. The coding region runs from base 1 to 2316 and encodes 771 amino acids.